Molecule: messenger RNA, 3707 nt
Organism: Protopterus annectens (West African lungfish)
Lineage: Eukaryota; Metazoa; Chordata; Ceratodontiformes; Protopteridae
Exons: 13
Coding region: 96-3707 (1203 amino acids)
Source: RefSeq, a predicted model, not a curated record
GAAAGCGAAACCAAAACUAUGAGGGGGAGUGUCUGGGAGGCUACUAAACUGAAAGGUGUUUAGAAGUGGUAUAUCACAGGUAUUUUUUGAGCAAAAUGUUUGUUCUUUUAUUUCUUUUGACGAGUUUGUCCUACUCAGAUGGAGCGCAGAUUGCAGUGGACAUGGAUAAGUCCACUGUAAAUGCACUUCUUAAUGAAGAUGUUCUCUUGAAAUGUUUAAUAACCGGCUUUCCAGGUUCAGAGUUACAACUUGAAAGUGUUGGCAUCUUGUGGAAUUAUUUCAACGGUAUAAAGAAAACCAAGAUAUAUUCUGUAAAAAAUGUGGAACAUUUCAGUGAAAGGGAUGGUGCUAAAGUGUACAAAGAUGGAGUAAAAUAUGGAAAUGCUUCCUUACAUCUGCAGCAUGUGAAGUUGAGUGAAGAAGGAGAAUAUGAGUGUGUAGUGUAUGUUACUCCAGAAAAAGCAGAAGGAAGAUCUCGUUUGCAAGUUUCCGCUCAGCCCAAAGUAAAUGUAUCUGCCGAAGUAAUUGAGAAUGUUGAUGGAAAAGAGACUUUGCUGACGUGCAAAGUCCAACAUUUUUUUCCAAGAACUAUUAAUGUUGUAUGGAAAAAGAAGUCCUUUGGUAUCACCACAGAAAUUGAAAAGAACAUCUGCAUGCAGUCUCCUGCUCACAACGAUGAUGGAACGUUUAGCAUGAUUAGUUGGCUAAGGCUGCAGCCAGCAACAGCUGAAGACAUUAAAAAUAAUUAUGAAUGCAUCGUAACUCACAGAACCCUUCCUGAUGGAUUUAGUAUGGGUGCUAUCCUAACUGAAAAGCCACCUGUAUCUGGAAUCAAUGUAGGAGCUUUAAUCGCGUGUAUAAUUCCUCUGACCCUUGGACUGAUUAUUGGUGGUGCAUACUUGUAUGGUAAACGCAGAGGACAAGGUGAACCAAAAAUAUCAAAUAUCCUUGUACCAAAAAAUAUUGUACAUAAAGAACAAACAACAUUUAAUUGUUCAGUUACUGGUUUCCGACCUGCAGAUAUACAAAUACAGUGGUUCUUAGAAUUCAGAGAUGGAAGAAAAGAAAAGAUUUGCGAUUGGAACAGUUCUGCUGAUGCAGAGAACACUCCAGAUGCAGUCUGCAUUCCUCUACUUCCAAAUGCAAUUGAGCCUGUUGUGGAAAAUGAAGCGGUUUCUGUUCAGAUUACUCAAUUUAAGAAAUGUGCAGAUGGAACUUACAGUGUAACUUGCAGUCUUCUUGUGUUUCUUGACAUAAACAUACAUAAUGAAGCAAAGUUAAUAGUGGAAGUUACGCAUUCCACACUUAAAGAACCUCUUCUUAAAACUAUAGAAUUACAUGUGCAAGGAGUGCAUCCAACAUUGUCUUCCAUCAUGAAGCUACAGCAUGUUCGUCAUUGUGAACCACUUACGUUAUCAUGCGCAGUUGAGACAUUUAAACCAAGGCCUUUGACCAUUACUUGGUUCCAAACAGAUUCUGAAGGCAAGGAGCAUGAAAUAGUGUGUCUUGAUGAACAAGGAGGUACAAAGCUGCCUGGCACUGCAGGAAGCAGGCCGAAAUACAUUCACCACCUGACUGAGAAUCCACAUGAAAAUGGUCAUACGUACAGUGUUUUAAGUGUGCUGAUGUUUGUGCCAGUCAUUAAAGAAGACAAUAACUCAACAUAUCACUGCAGGGUUCACCAUUUAUCAAAACAAUAUGAGACUUCUAAAGUGACUCUUGAAGUGAAAGCUUCUCCUAAAUUUGACAAAAUUCAGAUUAUUACUGAAACCCCAUUCGCUGGUGAGGUUGUGGAAUUGUCCUGUAAAAUACACUCAUUUUGCCCGAAGAAUAUCCACAUUGAAUGGCUUAAAGAAGAUGAAAAAUUACCGCAUUUUAAAAUCAGUGAGAUUAGAAUGGACGAGGAUGGCCUUUACUACCUAACAAGCACAGUAACAUUCAUAUCAAACAGAACGGAUUUUAAAAGGAAAAUUAAGUGUCGUGUGAACCAUGAAAGCUUGACCGAACCUCAGGAACAGAUAAUGAUAUUCCAGCCAAUUUUAACUCCACGAAUGUCUACUAUUACUACAUCUGAAGUUCCAUGCUUGGGGAUACCAGUCACUUUAUCUUUGAUAGCAGAAGAUCAUUUUCCAGCAGACUUUGUAGUCCUUUGGACACGAGGAAAUGGUAGAGCUCAUGUUGGGAAAAUUUCAGAAUGUACAGAAAGUAAAGAAACUGGACUUUUUACCAGUCGUUCAAGUAAACUGAUUACACCUACGUGGGAGGACCAAGAUAUGAAGUAUACUGCUGAAAUGUAUUAUUCUAGAAGUGGAACGAACCCAAUAUUUGUUGACUACUUUCUGUUUCUCAAAGAUUUUCCAGUUGUCACAGAUAUCCUUUGCGAUCCACCAGUUCCCCUGUAUGGUCAAAAACUUAAGCUUAGCUGUGAAGUUAAAGGAUUCUCUGCUAAGGAUAUGGAAACAAGCUGGUUUAAGGAAAAUGAAAAAUGCUCCAAAGGAGUUACACUUUCAAAGUCAAAAAUAGCAGACGAUAUGUAUGACCUGCAUUCAUGUUUGGAGCUAGUACCUACAGGUUUGGAUUACAAGAAAGAGUUUUCAUUCAAAGUAAAACAUUCACAUUUGGAAGAACCAUUUAUAAAGAAAACAAUAUUGGGUCUUCAAGCAAUUUCUCCAACACUGUCACAAUUAAAAACCUCCAGCAAUUGGCUAACAAGCUCAAACAUGAACAAUCUGGUGGUUAAUAUAUCUGACUAUGCACCUUCAGAUAUCACAGUAACGUGGUACCAAAAUAAUGAAUUAUUUACGGGGAAAUGUGUUAAUUCAGCACCAGUGAUUAAGGCUAAUGGCCUGUUCUCAUCAUCAAGUGAAAUCAAAUUAGACAGAGGAACACUAGAUCACUCAAGUACAAUGAUGUGUGAAGUGGAGCACAAAGCCACAAACAAUGUCAAAAGGACAACUUGCCCUCUACAGCUCAAAGGUUGUCUUGUGCUGUCAGAAAUUUGCUGCUAUCCUGAAGAGCCUUUAGCUGGAGAAGAAGUGAAAUUAUCCUGUGAUGUGACAAAGAUCCCUUCACAGCUAGUAACUGUGCACUGGUUUAAAGAAGAAAAGGAGAUUAAAGAUGGAGUUACUACAACUGAACCUGUACGUGAUGGUAGUGGUUGCUAUAAGCUGAAAACUGAAUUAAGAUUUAUUACAACACAAGAAGAUGAUGGUAUUAUGUAUGCCGUUAAUGUGCAACAUCAAAACUUCAGCUUUACAUGUGAAGAAAAAUUCAACUGCAUGUUAUUCAAAUGUCAACUUUCAGUGUCAGAAAUUCACUGCCUUCCUGAAGAGCCAUCUGCCGAAGAGGAAGUGACAUUAUCCUGUGAUGUGACUGGACUUUCUUCACCACGGGCCACUGUGAAAUGGUUUAAAAAAGAUAAAGAAAUCCAAAACAAUGUUUUAACAACUGAACCUUUACGUGCGAAAGAAGGUUAUACACUGAAAGCUGAAAUAAAGUUCAUUGCAAAGCAAGAAGAUAAUGGCACUGAAUAUACUGUUAAAGUACUAGAUUCAGAACUAAAUACUUCAGCUGAUAAAAAUUUCGUUUUUAUGUUAUUCCGAAGUUUGGGACACAUUAAUUGUAUGCACAACAGUCGGAAACAAAUCUUUUGCUCUGCCACUGUCAUUUGCUGGUCAGUGCAGGCAGAUUUUACUGCCGAGCAGUGA